AUGAGACUCAUUAUCGAGUUCAAGACAUCCCUGAUUGCAAAACUGGAUGACGAAAUUAAAGAUGACGAGGUAUUGCUAACCAAUUUGGAUAGCACAGAAUCAGAAUCCAAGGAGAUAACUGAGAGAAGAGACACACUUAUUAAACGGGUAACCAAAACCAGAGAAGAUGUUAUUCAGAAGAAAAUGAAGAAAUUAAAUAGGGAAUUAGAUCUAAAGAAAUCCAUAGAUGAUAACAUUGCCCAGGCCAUUGACUCCCCAGACAAAGAGGAGGUAGAAAUUAUACAACAUACAACAGACAAGAGGCCAAACGAUGGUGAUGAGGACACAAAUGGAGCUUGGAUUGAGGUAAAUCACAAGAAAAAGAAGAGACAGGAAGACCACUAUAAACCGAUGAAUGAACACUACAGAACACAGAGGCCACAGAAUUAUUCGCAAAGGAGGCCGAGUAACAGCCACUACCCUCAUAGAAGAAAUUUCUCAUAUAACAGGAAUUAUGGACACACUCAAUAUGAGAUAGACCAGAGGCCCUACAGAGAUUAUGACAACCAUGGAUAUCAUGAAAGAAAACCACGAUACCACAAUAGAAGACAACAUGAUUACCCCUAUCGAGAGAACGAACCACGUUAUGGUAACAACAGGUCAAACUACGGACAACCUCGCCCACAGACCUACAAUUAUAGACAACCAUACUAUUACCAGGACUACAGAAGAUCACCACCCCCACCGAGGGCAACUUAUGGAAGGGAUCUACCACCAGUGGAGCAAGGUCGAGACCGUCCCACCUAUAUGGGAAAUACUCGCCCCCCCACUAACCACAGAGAAUAUAAUCAUUACACAUAUAAUGGUUAUAGGAAACAGAGCUGGAGGGAAUAUCCUCCAUACAAUCAGAACACAUCAAAGCAUGUGAGGUUGUUGAGUGACCAACGACAUCACCACAAUCUGGAGAUGGGCCAACCAAAACAGACCCCGCAAAACCAAAAAACCAAGGUGGGGCACGAUAACGGCCAAACUAGUGACUAA
This is a messenger RNA of Bombina bombina (fire-bellied toad), 1020 nucleotides long. Its product is annotated as component of gems protein 1-like. The transcript has a single exon. The record is from RefSeq and is a predicted model, not a curated record. Bases 1 to 1020 code for a protein of 339 amino acids. NCBI's taxonomy places the organism in Eukaryota, Metazoa, Chordata, Amphibia, Anura, Bombinatoridae.